AUGGCCAUCCCCUCCGACCACAUCAUCGCGAACUUCGUGCAGCCUUACUACACCAAGUUCGCGGCCGACCGAGCGGGAUUCGUGAAUGAAUACUACCGCACAGACUCCACCUUCACCUUCGAGUCCAACACGGCCCAAGGAGUAGAUGCUAUUCGGGCGCAGUGGUCGGUCGAGCACCUGCAAACCGCCAAGCUACAGAUCACCACAGUGAACGCUCAGCAGUCCGUUGAUGGCUCAAUCAUCGUUCUCGUCACUGGCCUGAUGCAGUUGACCGAAACUGACGCACCGAUGAACUUCGCCCAUUCGAUGCUUCUGAAGACCGACGCCGAGCAGAAGCCGUACUGCUUCAACGAUAUGUUCAAGCUCGUAUACGGCUAG
This is a messenger RNA of Anthostomella pinea, 378 nucleotides long. NCBI's taxonomy places the organism in Eukaryota, Fungi, Ascomycota, Sordariomycetes, Xylariales, Xylariaceae. The record is from the annotation of a GenBank genome assembly.